GACCUUUAGACCUUCAAAGGUCUCUUCUUUUCUGGUCCAGCCGGUGACAGUACACGCUAUAAAGAUAUGCAGAUACAGGUCAAGAGCUUCAGUUUAUGUUUACGUCAAACAUGAGAAUGGGGAAGAAAAUGUGAUCUCAGUGACUUUGACCAUGGCGUGGAACCCUGCUAAUGUCACAACAGCUUCCACAGUAAGCCCUUGUCUCGGAGCACCUUCACCCCAGAACCAUGUGUCAUCUUACGCCUCUCCUGCUCGCACUGUCCCUUGCACUCUCCUCCAGUCCUGCAUAUGGUGAAGCUGCUGGCAUCUUUGACGAUUCCUCAGGCUAUGGACCUGUGUUUGAGGAGCAGCCAUUUGACACCAUCUACCCCGAGGAGUCUCAAGAAGACAAGAUAAUCAUGAGUUGCCGAGCACGAGCCAGCCCACCUGCCACAUACAAGUGGAGGCUGAAUGGCUGGGACAUUGAGAUUCCGGAGGAGGGUAACGUCCACUACAGCCUGAUGGGGGGAAAUCUGGUCAUCGGCAGACCUGAUAGGAGCAAUCAUGCUGGGAACUACUCCUGCCUUGCGGCAAACAAGUUCGGCACCAUCAUAAGUCGAGAGGCAUCUGUCCAGUUUGGAUAUUUAGACAUGUUUUCCACAGAAGAAAGAGAAGCUGUGCGUGUGAAAGAGGGUCAGGGAGUGGUGCUGUUAUGUGCUCCUCCUCCACAUUUCCCAGUUGAUCUUACCUUCCGCUGGAUGCUGAAUGAAUUUCCCAUCUUCAUCCCACUGGAUAAGAGACGAUUUGUCUCUCAGACCACAGGAAAUCUCUAUAUCGCUAAAGUGGAGGCUUCUGAUAGUGGGAACUACUCCUGCUUCGUCUCCAGCUUAUCUAUCGCUAAGAGUGUCUUCAGCAAGUUUAUCCCUUUAGUCCCACAGACUGAGCCAGGCCCUAUUCGGAAGUACGCAGCCGAUAUAAAAGUGAAGUUUCCGGACACAUAUGCUCUUGUUGGCCAGAACAUCACCCUGGAGUGUUUCGCAUUAGGAAAUCCCAUUCCCCAGAUCAUAUGGAAGAAGGUGGACGGAGAGCUGCCUGUUCAUCAUGAGAUCAGCAUGGCAGGUGGACUUCUGCACCUCUUUAACGUACAGUACGAGGAUGAGGGAGUGUACGAGUGUGAGGCGCUCAACUCUAAAGGCAAAGACUGGCACAAAGCAAACCUCUAUGUGGAAGCUGCUCCGGAAUGGGUGGAGCAUAUCAGCAGCAGUGAGAGGGACAUCGGCAGUGACUACACCAUGUCCUGCGUAGCCAGCGGAAAACCCAAACCUCGUGUACACUUCUUGAAAGAUGGCCAAAUGUAUGGCAAGCAUGAGUUGCACUUCACAGACCUGACAUCUGAUGACUCGGGGAUGUACCAGUGCAUCGCUGAGAACCGCCACGGAGUGAUCCACGCCAACGCUGAACUGCGAGUCUUCGUGGGUGCUCCUUCAUUUGAGUUCAACCCGGUUAAGCAGAAGCUGCUGGCAGCAAAGAACGGGCAUGUGGUGAUUGAGUGCAAACCAAAAGCAGCACCCAGACCCAUGUUUUCCUGGAGCAAAGGCACAGAGCUGCUCUCCAAUUCCAGCAGGAUUUUCAUUUGGGAGGAUGGGAGUCUGGAGAUCCGCAACAUUACCAAGUCAGAUGAGGGGAAGUACACGUGCUUUGCUGAGAAUGACAGAGGCAAAGCCAACAGCACUGGAUCUCUCUCAGUCACAGAUGCCACUAAGAUCACGCUGGCUCCCUCUAACGCUGAUGUGAGCAUGGGCGAAAACGCUAGGAUGCAGUGUGCUGCGUCACAUGACUCAAGCCUUGACAUCACCUUCAUCUGGUCACUUAACGGCCAUGCCAUUGACUUUGACAAGGAGGAAGAGUUCUACCAGCACACCAUUGAUAGUCAGGCAGGUAUGUCUAGCUGUGAGCUGCUGAUUAAGAACACACAGCUGAAGCAUGCUGGUCUCUACACCUGCACGGCCCAGACACCUGUGGACAAUGUCACCGUCUCUGCUGACCUGGUAGUGAGAGGGCCUCCGGGAGCUCCAGGAGGAGUGCGUGUGGAGGAGGUUGGGGUAAAUUCUGUGAAGCUUCUCUGGAGUCACGGCACAGAUAACCUCAGCCCCAUAUCCAAAUACACCAUCCAAUACAGAAAGACCAGAACCGAGGAGGAAUGGAAAGAUGCUGUAACCUCUCCUCGCAAUAUAGAAGGAAACGCAGAGAUGGUCACAGUAGUUGAUCUGCUUCCUUGGACUGAGUAUGAGUUUCGGGUCAUUGCUACAAACACUCUGGGUACAGGAGAACCGAGUGAGCCCUCAAGCAAAACCACCACACUGGAAGCAGCUCCUGUGGUGGCACCCUCAGAUGUAGGAGGAGGUGGGGGUACAAGUAGAGAGCUCACCAUCACAUGGACGCCUGUUCAGCCACAGUACUACUCUGGAAGUAACUUCGGCUACAUUAUCGCGUUUAAGCCUCAGGAUGGCAAUGAGUGGCAUAAAGUGACUAUAGCUGACCCUCGCGCCAGUCGCUACAUCCACAAAGACCCCUCUAUUCCCCCAGCCACAAAGUUUGAUGUGAAAGUAAAGGCCUUCAACAGUGCAGGAGAGGGACCCUACAGCCUCACUGCUGUUAUAUACUCUGCGCAGGAUGCACCCUCAGAGGCUCCCACCAUCGUAGAGGCCAGAACCCUGUCAGCGACGGAGGCCAUUGUGUGGUGGCGACCACUCACGCAGCAGACAGUUGAAGGCUAUCAGGUGAGGUACUGGAGGAAGUCCAUGGAGAACGAGGCAUCAGCACAGCGCAUCUCCAGCAGAGAGAACCAGACACGUCUGGACAACAUGAAGCCUAACUCUCAUUAUGUUAUAGAAGUGCGCGCAUUCAACGGUGCAGGUUAUGGACCAGCAAGCCAGAGAUAUGAGAUCUACACAAAGAAAGCACCUCCAAGUCGGCCACCAAAAAUAAUCGGCACAAGGGUAAAUUCCAGUGGAACCUUAGUCAACGUUGCCUGGCAGCAUGUGGAGGCUUUAGCCAACGAGUCUACUGUGGAGAGCUAUAAGGUUCUAUAUAGACAGGAGGGUCACAGCACCGGGACACUGUACACUACAAAUAAGCAGUCCAUAGACCUGCCCAUUCACAAAGGUGGAGAUUACCUGGUGGAGGUGAGGGCACAGAGCAAGGGAGGAGAUGGAGCUGUGGCUCAAGUGCGCAUCUCAGCUGGAGCGGUCUUGUCAGCUCCAUCCCUGAGCCUUUGUGUCCUGCUGCUGGUGGCAUUGCUCAGCCUGACUCUCUGAAUGUAGCGCCGUCUCUCCUCUGCCUUCACUCCCCACAGUGAAGAGGACUCUAACUGGAUGACGCCUUACAGGACUCUUAUUCUACAAAUUCCUAUGCUCAACAAUGAAUAUUCCCAACCUGGACUGAGCUAUGUUGGAAGAAAAGACUACAGAAAUAUAGGAAGGACAAGGAUGUAAAGGACUGUCUUAUUCAGUAUCGACUUAACCAUGAAGCAGCGUCAAAGGAGUUCUCUCUUGUUCAGUAUGCCUUAUAAUAUCUCUUACCCUGCUCAUAGCUGCUUGUGGGUAGAGUGACAUCUGUAUUUCACAAUUUACAUCACGAACGUCAGAAGGCUGUUUCAGCUUUAAUUUGAAAAAUUUUUUAAUUGGCUGCUCAUUCAUAGCACCAAUAAUCCUCUCAAUUGAAUUCAUAAUUUUGUUUCUGCAGUGUGCUCUGUACCCGCAAGUGAUAUUUGAUGAGUGAUCGGCAUAAGAGUGUCUAAUAGUUAGCUUAGUUUGCAAAUCAGUGGAACUCCUUUUUUUCCAUUUCUGAACUAAUGCUUUCCUUGAUGGAUACAGUCAAAGCAAACUCCUCUGCUACUCUGACUCAAGACAAACUAAACAAGGUUACACAGAAUAGAAAAUAUAGCAAUUUAUUUCAAGCUAGUAUAUGUAUAUGCAAUAAUUUAUAAGCUAUCGAUUUCUUAAUAUAUUUCAAUAUUUCUUUGGUCAUAUUAACAUAUCAUUAAUAGAAAGAUUAUUUUACUUUAAAUAUAUGAUUUCAAAGCCCUUAAGUAAAAGAAAAUGAACAUCGAGAAGUAAGAGAGAUGUGUGCUUAUAACCUCUGUGGACUGAAUGAGGAUUAUCAGGGGUUAAAAAAAAUGUAAAUAUAUAUCUUAAUUGCUGAAAUUCUGUACUGAGGAGUAAUUGUGUUUGUAUGUGAACUGUAUGUGUAGGAUACCUGUCCAAACCAUGGUUUUAAACCCAAACCAGAUGAGUAUGCUUGAGUGUGUGUACAUGUGUUGUGAGUGAACCGUGGCAUGAAAAUCCACUGUGGUACUUCAUGGGCCAAAAUCUCACAGCACCUCUGGAUAAGGGUGUUGAUUUGGUAAAAUAAUCUCUGAUUAUCACUCAUAGUCUAAGAAACUCUGUCACUUCAUUAGUGCUCCAACCAAAAGGCACUGCAGCAUAAGGAAAACUUUUUGUUUUGACUGUAUCUUUGAAUUCUCAGUCAUUUAGAAGGGGUUCAUACAAAUAAAUAAAUGAAUUAUUUUAUUUUAUUUUAUUAUUAUUUUUUUUUACAGACUUCUUUUCUUUUAAAAUUGUGUCAUGUUCCAGAUAACAGUUGUAUGGCCUGGGACAAGGAGCAGACUGUCCAGAAAGGUUUAAUGCUAUUAACUAAAACAUUAAAAAAAAAAAGAAAAAACACAUUCCAUUCAGAAAUUAAUGAUUUCUGACAAAUGUAGUUGCUGAAUCAUUUCAAACGUGCACAACUGUAUUGAUUGCGUCACAUGAGUCAAAUCACCCCUUGACUCUGUAUGACAGUGAUCGUAUCGGACGAGCAAACAAUUUAUUAUUAAAUGCUUUUGUAACCCAUUGUCUUUUCACUUAUAACCCAUUAGAGAUAUACUGACCUGUCCAGCAUAACUGCAUUUCAUUUGUUACUAAUGUGUUAAGAUUUGUUACUUGUUUGAUAGUUCCUUCAACUAAAAAUGCAUUUCAAUUUUGACAUAUUCAAAGAAAUUCCAUCUGACAGUAUUUUCUGAGAAGAAAAUACAUUCAACGUCUAUAACAUAUCACCACAAACAGAUCCUGUGUACUUCUUUGAGAACAGGAUAUCUUCAGUUUUUUUGUGUGACAGGCUAAUUUAAUGUAUUAUUUGUUUUUUUUUAUUAUUAUGUGGAACGUAUAUUGGAUGUUGACCUCUCAGAUGGACUGUCUGUGUGCAUUUUAGCCUAUGCUUCAUCAUUUUUGUAAUAUUCAGAGACCACCACAAAGUGCUUUCUCUUUCCCUGUUUACUUCAGCCAACAACAUCAUCAAUGUAAAAAAAAAAAAAAAGCCAAAUGCAUGAAAGCCUUUAACUUAAUUAUUGCAAUCAGCAAUUAUUUGGAGUGCUGUGGUACGCCCUCAGAAGCAUGAUCUGGAAAUGAAUGGUUCAUUCCAGUUGCAUUAGAACGCCAUACUCAUUUGCGAUGAAGGUGACUCAUGUAACUCAACUUCUUCUGAUCUGUCUCUGUCAGUCAAUAAAAAGUGUGUUCAGGCUGAAUGACAGGUUGUGUAGAUGAAAUGUAACUCGUGAGUCAUUAUCUGCUUCAUUGAAGCCAUUCUUCUCAAUUAAAGUUUAUAAAGACAAACCCAA
Pangasianodon hypophthalmus (striped catfish) is the source of this 5635-nucleotide messenger RNA. RefSeq names its product contactin 1a (gene cntn1a). Gene Ontology annotation, molecular function: cell-cell adhesion mediator activity. The record is from RefSeq and is a predicted model, not a curated record. Gene Ontology annotation, biological process: cell-cell adhesion; brain development. The transcript has 24 exons. NCBI's taxonomy places the organism in Eukaryota, Metazoa, Chordata, Actinopteri, Siluriformes, Pangasiidae. Bases 228 to 3296 code for a protein of 1022 amino acids.